AUGAUGAGAUUAGGUUUGAUGGGGCCACGCAAUGCCAACGUUUACCUACGGCGUUGUAUUUCGCAUGUGAGGUUUAAUUCUGUUGUUUCGUCUGCCAAAGAUGCGCCUCGCACUACAGAGACCCAUGAUAAGGAAUUGAGCGCAGAGAUGAAAGGUCCACAAAUGUAUAAGUGUGAACAACCCACACAACCUGAAGACUCGUUCCAAAAUGAUUAUCAUAAAUACAUCAACUACACUUUGCUACCGCUUACUGUGGGAACAUUUGGAUCUGUGAUUUACACUGGUGAAGUGCACCCAAUGCUAGACUUUACUAUUAGUUCACUAUUCCUAUUCUCCACUCACUACCAUUUCACAAGCCUAAUCCUUGAUUAUAUACCGAAGGAAAAGUUCAAGAGACUUCACAAAUUGGCCAUAUAUUUGUUGUAUAGUGCCACUGGGUUCGGUCUAUUUGGUAUAUAUGAAUUAGAGACCAGCAAUAACGGUGUGGUAGAUCUAGUCAGAAAGCUAUGGUCUGAGGACGAUUCACAGAUUUUUUUCAGAAAAUAG
Nakaseomyces glabratus is the source of this 546-nucleotide messenger RNA. RefSeq names its product Tim18p (gene TIM18). Gene Ontology annotation, biological process: protein insertion into mitochondrial inner membrane. NCBI's taxonomy places the organism in Eukaryota, Fungi, Ascomycota, Saccharomycetes, Saccharomycetales, Saccharomycetaceae. The record is from RefSeq and is a predicted model, not a curated record. Gene Ontology annotation, molecular function: succinate dehydrogenase (quinone) activity; transmembrane protein transporter activity. Gene Ontology annotation, cellular component: mitochondrial envelope; TIM22 mitochondrial import inner membrane insertion complex; membrane.